This is a messenger RNA of Anopheles maculipalpis, 3381 nucleotides long. RefSeq lists its product as uncharacterized. The coding region runs from base 1 to 3381 and encodes 1126 amino acids. Gene Ontology annotation, molecular function: UDP-glycosyltransferase activity. Lineage: Eukaryota; Metazoa; Arthropoda; Insecta; Diptera; Culicidae. The transcript has 9 exons. The record is from RefSeq and is a predicted model, not a curated record.
AUGAUGCGAUUGUCUGGCUUGCUGUUGGUGGCCAUUUUCGGUGUGUUUGCUGCGUGGCUACCGACGAGGGAUGCUGCGAACAUUUUGCUCGUUUCGGCAUUUCCCGGUAUGAGCCAUUGGCUAAUGUUUGAGCACAUCAUACACGAACUGCUGAGACGAGGUCAUGAGCUGACAGCCAUCACCAGCUAUCGGUUGCGAGCGGAUGGCACGAAUCUUACGUCCCGAUAUCAUGAAGUUCUGAUCGAUCCGGUGUACGACUUCGAAGCGAAUGGCUUACCGAUGGAAGUGUUCUACAAAUCGCAAUCGUUCGGUGACCCAUUCUUCAAAAUGUCUAUCCUGUGGAAGCUGGGACUGGAGACAACCGAGUAUGCGUUUGAGAGUGAGAAUGUGAAGAAAUUCCUACGCACCGAUGGACUCACGUUUGAUCUUUUACUGGUGGAACAGUUUGUGCAGGAAAGCUUUCUAAUGUUUGCCCACAAAUAUCAAGUGCCGAUCGUUACUAUCAAUACUCUUGCCCAUGCAGACUAUAUAGAUCGUGCCUUUGGGUUAAUAACUCCGUGGUCAUUUGUGCCUCACUUUAUGCUGCAGUACGAUGAUCGAAUGUCCAUUACGGAACGGGCGUACAAUGUAUUCCUAUCGGUGUGGGAUGCAUACAACCGGAAGUUUCACUACAUGCCCGAGCAGACAAAGCUAGCGCUAAAGUAUUUUGGAGUGAUGUCGCCCAAUAAAAUGCUUCCCUCGCUGGAAGAGCUUGAGAGAAAUGUUAGCGUAGUGUUGGCGAACAAUCACAUUAUCUCCUCACGCCCGAGACCACGCAUCAAUGGAAUGAUCGAUAUUGCUGGAGUUCACAUCCGGAAGCCCAAAGAACUUCCACCAGUUGUUAAGGAUUUCCUCGACUCAUCUCAAAAUGGCGUCAUCUACAUCAACUUCGGUACCUUCCUCCGAAGCUCCGGAAUGCCACCGGAAACACUCAACGUUUUCCUAUCCCUAUUCCGUACUCUCCCCCAAUACAGCUUCCUGUGGAAAUGGGAAGCGGACACAAUUCCGAAUCUACCCCCGAACGUGCUCUUGCAACGUUGGCUCCCCCAAAACGAUGUCCUAGCGCAUCCCAACGUCAAACUGUUUGUCUCACACGGAGGUAUUUUCGGUACGCAAGAAUCCAUCUACUGGGCCCGUCCGAUACUGUUCGUACCGUUCUAUGGUGAUCAGCACGGUAAUGCGCUCAAGUUUGAACGCGCCGGUAUAGGGCUUACGCUGCAGAUUAUUAACGUUACGGUGGAGGACUUUCGGGGGAAGAUUGAGCGCAUUGUACAGGGACGCGAGUUUCAACAAAGCGUUAACCGUCUGUCGGCUAUUUUCCGCGAUAAUCCUACGGAUCCACUUGAGGAGGCUGCGUUCUGGAUCGAGUACGUCGUGAGACACCGUGGUGCAGCACAUCUGAAGUCGGCCGCUGUGUAUAUGCCCUGGUAUCAAUAUCUAUUGCUAGACAUCUUGUCAUUGACCUUGCUGGUGGUGGUGAGUGUGGUCUGGUUGGUGAAGACACUGCUCCAGAUGGGUGUGCAACUGAUGAAACCAACCCGUCCAACCAAAGUCAAAGUCAAGUGUAAGGGCGUAGCGAUCACAGACGUACCCUGUGCAAUAAGUUCAUCAAAUCGAAAAAUGUCGUCAGUUCCGCCACCCACAUCACCGAACUCACAACCAGUUACAGACUACACAAGACAGAUUUAUGUAUUUCCUGCCAAUGACACACUGUCUUUCUUCUCCCGGCAGCAUUUCCGAACUGUGUCGUACAUCAUCGGUUGCGUAUUAGCAUUUACCGCCCUCUGUCCACGUGCCGAGUGUGGCAAAAUACUGUUCCUGGUACCGUUUCCAGCUCCAUCCCACUGGCUGUGGAUAGAACAUUUCGUAAAGGAACUACUUUCCCGAGGGCACGAAGUAACGGCCAUCACUAAUUUCGCGCUCAAGGAACCACAUCGAAACUAUACCGAAGUACUGAUCGAUCCACCGUAUGACAUACCUUACUAUUUUCCCGUGUCAGACAUCUACGAGUCAAAGUACAACAGUGAUCUGAACAAUCUCUUCCUUUACUGGCGGGUGGGCCUAUCGACGACACAGUACGCGCUGGAGAACGAGAACGUACAGCAGUUCAUCGAGCAGGAUGAUACCGACUUUGAUGUGAUCAUAUCGGAGCAGUUCUAUCAGGAAGCGUUCCUGAUGUUUGCUCACAAGUAUCGGGCACCGAUCGUGACACUAUGUACACUGGGUCACGCUAAUCAUAUCGAUCAGGCCAUGGGACUCGUCACACCGUGGUCAUUCGUACCGCAUCCCGUACUACUGCUGUCCGACGAUAUGACAUUCUACCAGCGUUGCUACAACUUUUUGAUCUCACUUACCGAUCUGGUGAUACGACAGAUGUAUUACAUCCCGCAGCAGAAUAAGCUGGCUCAGGCACACUUUGCGCGGAUCGAAGGACCGGAGUUGAUGCCUUCGAUACGAGAUCUGGAGAAAUCCAUCUCCGUCAUACUGGUCAACAGUCACCUGUCGACGUCCCCACCAAGACCCACCAUUCCCGGCCUGGUAAAUGUAGCCGGUGCGCACAUCCGGCCCGCCAAAGAGCUACCCGAGGACAUUAAGAAGUUCCUGGACGGUGCGAAGGAGGGUGUCAUCUUCUUCAGCCUCGGCUCGUACAUGAAGAGUGCCGACAUGCCGAAGGACAAAAUGAAAGCCUUCCUGGAGGUGUUUCGCAAUCUGAAGCAACGGGUGCUGUGGAAGUACGAAAAUGAAGACAUUGCACGGUUGCCAAAAAAUGUGAUGGUACGCAAAUGGUUACCGCAGAGUGAUAUACUCGCCCAUCCGAAGGUGGUGCUGUUCAUUACGCACGGUGGAAUGUUUGGCAGUCAGGAAGGCAUCUACCGUGGUGUCCCCAUGCUCUACAUACCAUUCUACGGUGAUCAGCAUCGUAACGCGCUCAAGGCAGAGCAGGCCGGUUACGCACUUACAUUAAACUUCCCGGAGGUGAACGUGAUAACGCUGGGUUCGCGUAUUAACGAGCUGCUCACGAACCCAACGUUCAUGAAGCAGGCGAAACGUGCGUCGGAACUGUUCCGAGACAAUGUGGUACCACCGAUGCAGGAAGCGAUGCACUGGAUCGAGUACGUUAUACGGCACAAGGGUGCGAAGCAUCUGAAAACCAAAGCCAUCGAACUGUCCUGGACGCAGUACCUGAUGCUGGAUGUGUUUGGCUUGUUUACCGUCGGGUUCCUGCUGCUGGCAGCGAUAUUUUACAAAGUGAUUGGUCUGUUUCUGACGCCACCAAAACCGAAAGCGAAACCAAAGACGCGAGACACGAUGCUUGGGAUGAGAAAACCGAAGUUCAACUAA